AUGUCUUCGUUGGGCGUCCGUGACGCUCCGGCAAAGAAGGGCUCUCAGCUGGCAGCAAGCCUCAAAGCCAUGGGCAGCACGCAGGCGGAGUACGAAAACCACCUUAAACAAAGAGGCGAACUAGAAAACCAGAAGACCAGAAGGGAGCAACUGUUCAAGAAGGCCUGGUUAGAUGCGACAAACCUCGGAAAAGCAGCCGACGGCGUGUUCGACUCUGCCGAGCUUCACUUCGCAGAACAUCGAAAGAUUCGACAGCAACUAGCAGAUGUGAGAGAAAAAGAGGAGGCUUCUUUGCAACAGCUAGAGAACUCCUACCGCUCUUACGGUUUGAUCAUCGAGUCCCAGCGCUCCACCCAAUCCGCUAGUGAGUAUCGUGUCAGUCCGCGGUCACCCACCACAUCUCAGCGAGACGCAGAGGCUCUGCGUCCUCGGGACAGCACAAGUCCCGCUCAGCGCGAAGCCAUCGACACGAUGCGGACGAGCGACGUAUGCCGCAGUCAAGAACCCAACGUCGACGCCAUCGACGCGCAGAGUACAGUUAACUGCGAACGCGAGGCCGGGCCUGAUACUGCGGACGGCAACAUCGACAACGUGACGGAAAUCCAGCAACCCCCCCCGGCGCGAGUCAAGCGUUUCUCGGAAAUAAACUCUGGCGGUCAAGCUAUCCAUGGGAUUUGCAAAGCGCGACGCGACAAGGUGAAUAAUUGGAUUUUUUCGUGCCGUGGGUCUAAACCUGCAUGCGUCAAGAAACGGUUUUUCUAUCACAGAACCGACGACAAUCUCCUCAAUGCUGUAUCACGUCACGCUACAUCGCAUCAUGGCAUUGCAACAAGAGACUGGCCAGAAAUCUGCCGACAGAUGGGCACCAGAGUCAUAGACUGCACAGAGGACGACGUCAAACGGAAUAACGAAGCUUUCAAUGGCGUUGUGGAUAGGCAUGCCCCCAAAAACAAUCCAAAAGACAAAGCGGAUCCAGAAUACAAGACACGUGGGGGAAAGGUCCCGGAACAACGGGCUACGCGCGAUCUUAGGCCGAGGACAGCAGAAAGACCGCCCAGCGAGACAACGGCUGAGCUUGAGCAGGAUGCCCAGACAGGUGCUUGGGCGUCACCCGAGCGCAACACAUCUCCCUCAGGGGACAUGGACAUGGAGGCUGUGCUGCAGGAAGCUUCGGAGCAAGCUCGAGCUGCUCUGGCCGAAAGUACCCAGCCGCAGCAUGCCUUGGCACCUUAUUCUUCCGAGAUAUUUGAGCCCUUACCGCAGGCUGCCCCAGUCGCCGAGAUGUCGUAA
This is a messenger RNA of Emericellopsis atlantica, 1290 nucleotides long. RefSeq lists its product as uncharacterized. NCBI's taxonomy places the organism in Eukaryota, Fungi, Ascomycota, Sordariomycetes, Hypocreales, Bionectriaceae. The transcript has a single exon. The record is from RefSeq and is a predicted model, not a curated record. The coding region runs from base 1 to 1290 and encodes 429 amino acids.